GAGGCCAACAGAUUCCGGAAAGUCUGGACCUUCUGAUGAAAGAAGUACCACGACAGUAAUUCAAACUGUCAUCGGAAGGGUCGAUACAAAGUUGAAUACCGGAAAACGUUACUUGAAAUCUUUGGUAGACAAUGAUGACACGGAUUCGUUGUUCAGACAGUAUUAA
Molecule: messenger RNA, 166 nt
Organism: Ambispora gerdemannii
Lineage: Eukaryota; Fungi; Glomeromycota; Glomeromycetes; Archaeosporales; Ambisporaceae
Source: the annotation of a GenBank genome assembly